This is a messenger RNA of Durusdinium trenchii, 2639 nucleotides long. NCBI's taxonomy places the organism in Eukaryota, Dinophyceae, Suessiales, Symbiodiniaceae. The record is from the annotation of a GenBank genome assembly.
GCGGAGGAAAGAAAGAUGCAAGUUGCUUGCAGUUUCGAAAGCAUAUCCUUUCAGACUAGCAGCCUGGUUUUGCCAUGAUGCGCCCUACCUCAAGAGGUUCUACUACUUCCUUGGCCUCCGCUGGCAGGAACAUCCUUGGGCUGAAAGGGCCUGCGGAAGCGCAUACCCCAUCUAAGCCAGAUGAGCCUGCACGGGAAGCCCGUGAAAGUACUUGGAGGGAAGGAAGAGGAUCAACACUGGAUAAGGGCUUGAGAGAUGAUUUGAUGAGGAUUUUUUUGCAGUUGGACGAGGAUGGAGACGGAGUCCUUAACCAAAAAGAGUCAGCUGCCACAAAGCAGCUUGUAGCUCUUGCCUGUGGAAAGGAUGAGCGUGCACGGGGUGUUUCUGUUAAACAGGCACUCGGAGACGCUCAAGGGCGUGCAGAUGACUUCAUGUCUUAUGUCGUGGCUGUGUCCAAGCAGUCCCAGAUUCCUGUCCCAGAGAUACUGAAGAGAAUGAAUCAAGCUUUGAUGCUCGCCCGUAGGCCCAGUAAGUUUGAUGAAUCUGUCAAUGAACUUCGGCAUGCAUUGGUGCGCAAUGUAUCCAACCUUCCAGAUGAUCCGCUUGCAGCAAUACCCUUAUGGCGCACAGCAACUGGAAGCUCAUUUCCUUUGCCUCCUGGUGCGGCCAGUGGCCCUAUGAUCUGCGGAGUGGCCUUUAAGGCCAUGCAGUACCUAGCGGCAAGGACCGAGGACGCCGGAAUCAUCGAGGCUGCUUUGACGGCGAAAAUGGCGGCCCAUAGGCCCAUGUUCAAGAAGCUCUUUGAUCAAGCAGGUGAGAUUCUUGGGAUUUCUCGCCCUGAGAGAUCCACUUUGGAUCUAUUCUUGGGAAAACCCGACUCCGAGGAUUUCCUUCGGGUUCGCUUGAAAGAGGUCUCCCUAUCCUCAGGUCCAGAACCCUUACUGGAUGGCAUAGGUGGCUUUGAUGUUGGACAUGUUGAAGAGCGAGAUGUCCCAGGAGAUCUUUGGGCAGAAAUGCGUAAGACAAAAGCGGAAGUACCGGAGCAUCCUAAGCUUGCUCGUGCGACUUCCCAACUCACUGACAAUGAUCUUCAGAAUGUUUCGUUAGUCCUUACAGCUGCGCCAGUGGGUCGGCACACGUUCAAAAUUCGACUCCGGCUUCUUGGCAACAAGCUGGUGCCUAAUUACAUUCUGAUGGUGCCAAAGUUGAGCACAAAAGGACAUUGCAGGUAUUCCUCGCACAAGGUGACAAUGCUAGGAAAGGAGCCUGUCAAGGCCGCCUUUGAAUGCGGAAGCUUCUUGCUUUUCAAUGCCCGUGGAGACCAGCUAUCUGACUUGGUUUUGGAGCAUGAAUUUCUGAACCAACGUGUGCGAGUGCAGCCCAAAAGUUCUGCUGUCAUCUCGGAAGUUGUCCCUGUUCCUGAGCUUAGUGAAGAAGAAAGACUCAACAACCUGGCAUGCAACCCACGAGUGCGGUCAGUACUGGAAUCUUUGGGGCUGGACAGGAAGGGUGGGGAGCGUGACAUUGCCUUUGCCAUGCGUUUAGGAAGAGCUUUAAGAAGUGGCUAUGCCUAUGACGCAGAGGCCACAGAAGCAGAACUGUCUGAUUUAACUACCAUGAUUUGGGAGAAAAGUCGAGGAGACUGCUCGGCAUUCAAUGCUGGCUUCGUGUAUGCCCUCCGAGCCUUUGGAAUCCCGGCUCGGGUGUCCCUGGGAUUCAAGUACGGGACAGCGGUCCGGGAUGCUUGUGGUGCAGUAGUGGCUCCUCACGCGCAAGCAGAGUUUUUUGCCGACGGGGUUGGUUGGGUGCCUUGUGAUGCUACCACUGGAGUGCGUCGGUUCGGUCAUGAAGCCACUGAAGUUCUUUCCUUUAUCGAAUGGAGGCCUGCCAAUGCUGCCUUGGAAGAGGUGAAUGAAAUGCACAAAUUUAUUCAGGCAGACUAUCAUUCUUUUCAACCGCUGCGUGCUCAGCUAGAAGGCGAUGGGUGGGCAGACAAGCCCAUGCCGCCGGAGAAAUUUGGCAAGAUGGUUGCUGAAGCUACCAAGCAGUCAGAGAGCAGUGCCUUGGGGCAAAUCAAACAGGUCAUGCAUCUCUGUAAAGGUGAGCCCAAAAUUCCAUCUGCCACUCGCAUGGCAGACCUGUUGGCAGCUUGGGAACUUGGACAAUUUCGAGAGUUGGGCACUGGGAAUGGUUUGACAGAAUCUGCCAGGGCAGGUCUCAAAAUCUUCGAAGGUGGACCUUUUUCUGGUCGGCCCCUUCGCAAGGCAGAGAUCAAUGAGAACAUGCUUGUACCUGAUCAGAUAGAUGCCGUGAUGGAGCAUGUUGGAGCCAAGUCCACGAAAGACUGGCCAAAGUUUUGGCCAUUUGGAGUCUUCUCCUGCAACUAUGAAUUCACUCAUCAACCACCUUAACUGCUUCAAUGUACAGUUCAGAUCUGUGGCACUGCACCCCACAUGUGAGGCGACUGCUGACACCUGUGUUCAGAUCUGGUGUAGCUGCCUCUUUUUUCAGUGUAAAUAGACGACGUUCACACAGAUUUAUAGACCUGUCUUGUGGUGGUUCAGUCCGACUUGCAACUCGAAAAGGGUGCUUGUGGCAACCGUUGGGCAACCUUUUGCACAUGUUUCGAUAGUCAGCCG